Molecule: messenger RNA, 6322 nt
Organism: Zootoca vivipara (common lizard)
Lineage: Eukaryota; Metazoa; Chordata; Lepidosauria; Squamata; Lacertidae
Gene: STX5
Product: syntaxin 5
Biological process (GO): intracellular protein transport; endoplasmic reticulum to Golgi vesicle-mediated transport; vesicle fusion
Cellular component (GO): SNARE complex; endomembrane system; Golgi membrane
Molecular function (GO): SNARE binding; SNAP receptor activity
Source: RefSeq, a predicted model, not a curated record
GUCCGCCGCCGAGGGGGUACGUGGCAGUGACGUUGGCGGCCCGCCCUCCUUUCGGCUUGUUUGGUCGUUCGAUCCGGAGGCCGGUGUUCGGAACUGAGGAGUGAGGCAGCGCCUAGAGCUGGAUCCGGGUCCGCGAAGCCGGUGAGUCGGAGCACCAGGUUAUGAGCCUCCAUGAAUACGAGGAGACGCCACGGCUCUAGAAACACUGAGCAGGGCGUUUACCUGGGACCUUCCCAGACGCAAGUUCUGCCCCCGCUCGCUGCCACCCCUGCCGCAAGCCCAGUUGCGCCACCUCCUCCACAGUGGGACACCAUGUCGUGUCAAGAUCGCACCCAGGAAUUUCUCUCUGCCUGCAAGUCCUUGCAGAACAGACAGAAUGGGCUUCAGCCAAACAAGCCAGUGCUGAACGCCAUUCGGCAAAGAAGCGAAUUCACUGUCAUGGCCAAGCGGAUUGGGAAGGACCUCAGCAACACUUUCGCCAAGCUGGAGAAGCUAACAAUCUUGGCCAAGCGGAAAUCUCUGUUUGAUGACAAGGCAGUGGAGAUUGAGGAGCUGACUUACAUCAUCAAGCAGGACAUCAACAGCCUGAACAAACAGAUCGCACAGCUACAAGAGUUUGUCAAGGCGAAAGGCAGCCAGAGUGGGAGGCAUGUGCAAACUCACUCCAACACCGUGGUGGUAUCACUGCAGUCCAAGUUAGCCUCCAUGUCCAACGAUUUCAAGUCUGUUCUGGAGGUGCGGACAGAGAACCUUAAACAGCAGAAGACUCGGCGAGAACAGUUCUCCCGCCCCCCGGUCUCCGCCAUUCCCCUUGCUGCAAGCAAUCUAGGUGGCUCCGCUAUGCUUCAGGACGAACGUCGGCACUCGGGGGACGUGGCUAUUGACAUGGACAACCGGGCCAGCCAGCAGUUGCAACUCAUCAACGAGCAGGAUACGUACAUCCAGAGCCGGGCAGACACCAUGCAGAACAUCGAGUCUACUAUCGUGGAGCUGGGCUCCAUAUUUCAGCAGUUGGCGCAUAUGGUUAAAGAACAAGAGGAGACCAUCCAGAGAAUUGACGCCAACGUGGAAGAUGCUCAGCUUAGCGUUGAAGGCGCCCACACGGAGAUCCUGAAGUAUUUCCAGUCCGUCACAUCCAAUCGGUGGCUCAUGGUGAAAAUCUUCCUCAUCCUUAUUGUCUUCUUCAUCAUCUUCGUGGUGUUCCUGGCCUGAUGGUGGAGGCGGCUCAACCGCCCACCCCCAGCUCCUCCUCCUCCUGCAAGAGCCGCGUUGGGACGCUGGACUCUUCUGUUCUCUUUGUAGCCAGCCUGGGGGCAGAGUCAUCACUGCUGCCCACCAUGUGCCUGGUGCCGAGGGGGGACCCAUCCUCGCUCAUUUGUGACCUCGUUUUUUUGGCUGCAGCUCUUGGCUUGGAGCGGGGGCCACCCAAAUCGGAGUGCAAUAGCAUUUGGACUACGCUGUGAAGGGCUCUGCCCCAACAAAUCCCCUUCUGUUCCCCAAAUGGGAUACAAUCCAGUGCGGGGGCAUGUCUAUAUGUAGCGGGACCAGGAUCUUGCAUCUCUUCCCCUCCUCUGUUCUAUAUAUUUGCCCUUCCCCCUUUUGGACUAAACAAAACAAAGCAAAAACAAAAAAACACUAACAGAACCCCUCCCUUCCAUUUUUAAAAUAUUACUGAUACCUUGGUGUAAGGUUUCAACUUCCCAGCACGGGCUCCCUCUCACAAUUUGUCGGGGAGGCAGCUGUAUCUCUAAAGUUGCAAGGUUUGUCUUGUCUUUUCCGGAGGGCCGUGGGCCUGAUAGGGGUUUCUCCCCACUCCCUGUUUUCCAUAUUUAAGUUUCUUCCUUACUGCUGCCUAGGCAUAGAGAGCUCCUGUGUGCAAGGAGGGUUCUCUGAGUCUCCCAUUUUAGACAGAGGCAGAUCAAGGGGCAGCCUUCCUCAUUGCAUCUCCUGCUCAAGGGAGAGAUUUCUCACUGUGGCUGAUUUACGCAGACCAAAUAUGUUUCCCUGUGGCUCCGAUCCUCCUGGCUGACGGAAGUCAGUAGGGCUUGGGCAGAGGCACUGACACCCCUUUUAGUUGCCAGGCACCCUAUCUCUCCCUCUCUGAAAACAGAACUAACACUCUAGUGCCUCCUCCAUGCUGUCAAACGGUUCAGGCUCAUACUGUCGUCUCCCACCCCCCAAAAAAGAAGUGGAGAAAGUGUCCUUGCUACCCCAACCUCACUAAUCAUUAUAAGCUAGUUGAUACUGAUAUAACUGCUAAGCUCUAAUUCUUCUCUUCCCCUGCCCCAACCUCUCUUUUGUUAGUAGCCUAUGCUAAGGCCAUUUCAACCCCCUGGCCUGGUUAUGGUGGCUGAGCAGGAACCCACCUUAAUGUCAUCACCACCACCUCCUUUUUUGUUUUUAGGUGGUGGGAUUUUGCCCCGUCCCCGUCCCUCCCCAGUUGCAAUGGCCUUAACAUUCCACCAUUCCACUGUCAGUUUCUCCUGUGCUCUUUCAGAUGAGUGGAGGGUGGGGUAGGGGGAACCUGCUUGCUUGUCAUUAACCAGUGUGAGAUGGUGGUGCUACCCUGUGAUCUAGAGGAGAGAGUAGCACCUGCUCUUGCCUGAAAGCUAUUUUUUUUAUAUAAAGAAAAGCUUUACUUUAAAAACAACAACAACAACAACAACUGAGUCUUCUGCCCGUUCUGUUGCUGGCACACUAGCCUGGAUUGCGAACACUUUUAUCUGCUUAUGCCAGCCUGGGCCAAGCUGGUACACGCCAGCGUAUUGUGGGCCACAGCUCCCAUCUUCCCCAGUCAGCUUGAGUGGCUGGGGCUGAUGGCAGUCGUAGUCUUAAAAACCCCCGGAGUGCAUCAGCUCGUCCAUGGCUAGCUUAACACUUUGCCAAGAUUAGCUCCCCAGUCUGUGUUGCAAUUAAAAUCUACAUGAAGAUACAGCAUAAAUGAGUGGGGUGCAGUUUCUUCUGGGCCUUGGCCACUGGUCGUACAUUACAUCUUCCCAGCUGUUCCUUCCAGAGCAAUGUAGCCGAAAUUGCUGCGGCUGGAGGUUCUGGCUGAGAUUUUUCCGGCCCCUAAGGAAGCUCCUUUGUGCAAGUCGGGUGAGUUGGUUACUUUAACUUGGUACUGAUUCUGCAUCUGGCACUGGCUUGCUUGGCUCUCAGGCAGAGGUCUGUCCUAGCACAGGCAUUAGAAUCCAGCUCUCCCUUCCCAAACAAGUAUAGUCAGCAGGUGUUCUUCCUGAUUGAAAAUGCCCAGAAUAGCUCCUAUCUUUCUUUUAUUGGUUAAAUUUGCUUAGAUUGAAUUCGACUGACCUACCUUCCAGAUAUUGGGCUCCCCUCUGCCCCAGCCAGUGAGGCCAAAGGUCAGGGAUGAUUGGAAUUGUUGUCCAUACAGCAACAUCUGGAGGGCUGUUUGUUACCCUUGAACUACUAGACAGUGUUGCUGCAGGCCAAUCUACACAGGAUCGAGUUAUAUUGGUGGGGUAAGCGGAGAGAGAAAGCAUGACAGAACCUCAACAGCAGGCCGGAAAAUAUUGCAGCUUUGACUGGGAGCUCCAGGUGGGUGGAAAUUAGGUCAUUAAUUUAUGAGUCUCCAACUUAGACUAUGUAAGGUAAGACCUUGGGAACAUCCAUUUGCCAUCCUGCUGGGAGAAGCUGUCGUAAUCCCUUCCUCACCCCAAAGUGUAGAGACCUAGAUGCAGAGCCAGGGCUUGGCUUUGUGCCUGCAGCCACCACUGAGCGAUGUGAAGUCACACCUUCUGAGCAUGUGGCGAGUGCAAUUCCUACAGGUACACCUCUAAAUAACCACACCAUCCACAGCUCUUCCCCAUCUAAGUGAAGGAGAACGCUCUUGCUACAAGAGCAAUUCUCACUUUAGAAACAAAGUAGUAGUUGUGCUUUUUUAAAGGCACAAAGAUAAGCUCAGCAUGGGAAGGAGAGAACAUUUUCAGUUUUGUCUUUAGGCAGCAGGUGGGCACUACGAGUUGCUCGUAGUCCUGGUUGAUGAGUGGCUCUUGUGAAAGACUCAAGAGGAUGUGUGUUGGAUAAACCUCAUCACAGAUGAAAGUAGUAAGAGUUAUCACUCCACUGCGAUCUUUAUUGGCCUUCUUUGUAUAAGGUGGUUUUUCACUUAAAAUCUACAAUGCAAAAAUAUAGGGAACUUUUGGCAUUCUAGAUGCUGCUGGAUUUCAAACUUCAUCAUCCCUGAGCAUUGGCCAUGCUGCCAGAGGCAGAUUUACAUUAUUUUUAUGCCUCUUUUACAUGUUUCCUUUUAACUCAGAGGCCCCCAAAGCAGCAAACAAAAUAUGAAUACAAAAGAAAAUGCAAUAAAAGUACCAAAAAAACCAUCUGCUGUAGUAGGCAAUAUCGGAACUAACUCUUAGGAUCAGGCGUAUACUAUAAACUGGACAAUAGCUGCAGCCAGCUACCCCACUGUAUGGCUCUUGCUGCAAGAAUGAAUCACAGAUAAUCAAUUUUCCAUGACACUGUCAAUUUGCUUUUAAUGUUUGCCAACCUAACAAAAGUACCUAAUGUUAACUCAAACUCACCAUCUCUCCUCUACAGUUUGUGCCAUUCUUAGAGAUGUGGCAGAUUUUGCCUAUUGGUGUACAUCCUCAGACUCAGUUAAGAUUUCUCGCUACUUCAAAAGUUGACCCUACAGCUCAUACUGCCAGAUUCACUGCCAUACUGCCAGAUUCACUGAGCUAUGAAGCUGCCCUCUUCAUAAUUUGUUCAAGGUCCGCUUUCAGUUUUUGCUGCUGUUCUUCAGAGACUUCAAGCUUACCCAGCAAAUAUUGAUUCUGAGCUUCAAGUUCAGAGAAUGUGUAGUGUAGAUUGUAGAUCUCCCUUUUCUGGUUCUCUGGUCAUGUAAGGACAUGAAUACAUUCGUUUUUCAUUGAUGUAGAAUUUUAAGGUUCAUUUUUCAAGCUCUGUGAUUUUGGAUUUCAGCCAGCAGUAAGCCUCACUGAGCUAAAUGGAGUUUAUGUCCUUGAAAGUGUGUUUGGAAGUACAGUACAACCUUAGAACGAACAGUAAAAAUAGGAUAGGCUUCCUAGCAACCAGUUCAAAGGCAUCCAUGAUGGCUAGAUUAACACACAGGCUUCCACUUCUAGUUCCUUAGAUCUCUCACUGUGCUGGGAUGGAAGUGAGAGAUACACAGAAAACAGUGAUGAAUCCAAGGUUUGGGCAAAGGUACAAAAUGGUUUGAUAAGGGGCACUCCUUGAAUUUCUGAUUUGAACAGACCCUAUUUAUUUGGAGAUCCAAUAUUUUAAUGGUAUCUGGGAUUAGGUAGCAGGUGUCUCCCUGUCCCCAAACAACAAAAAGUAGCACCAAAGAUUGAAAACCCUGCUCUUUACUUUGUGCAAAAAUGUAUUACUUAUUUUUGCAUGCAAGUCAGUGGAGCAUGAGGCUUCUGUAUGCAACUUGAGUGUGGGAUUUGGCUUGGGAAGGAGCCUGGGUGGGGACAUUUCAGUAAACUGAACUUUUUUGCAACUUUAGGAAUGGUUUUAUGGAAAAAUAUGCAAUACUCAAAGUGAAUUACAGCAGGGGUUGGCAUCAUUUAAACAUGUGGGAUUUACUUUUUUUUUUUGCUAGAGCCCAGAGGUCCGUCAGCAGAAACAAAGAGCCUAAAAAGUACAAAAAUUAGGCUGCUGAUGUGGUCAUGAGGCUCAGUUCCAGGAUGGAGGCUUUAGACCAGGCUUCCUCAAACUCGGCCGUCCAAAUGUUUUUGGACUACAACUCCCAUGAUCCCUAGCUAGCAGGACCAGUGGUCAGGGAUGAUGGGAACUGUAGUCUCAAAACAUCUGGAGGUCCGAGUUUGAGGAAGCCUGCUUUAGACUGAACAAGUCCCAAGUUCUUGUUAAAAGUCAGAAAUCCUUGUUGAGCUACUGUAUAUGCACUUUUAUUUGUGUAGGAGUGGGGUACCUAUAGUUCUCCAGCUGUUGUUGUGUUAGGGGAAUCCUCUAUAACAGUUGGACACCCAACCCACACCCACAGGCUUUAUGGACAAUGGCCAAAGUUGAUGUGAGUUGUACUCCCAACAUCAUUUGUAGGCCCAUAGGUUCCUCACUCCUGAUACAAGCCAUAUACAGUGGUACCUCGAGUUACAAACACCUCAGGUUACAAACUCUCCUAACCUGGAAGUUACCUUGAGUUCAGAACUUUGCCUCAGGAUGAGAACAGAAAUUGUGUGCCGGUGGCGCAGCGAAAGCACGCCUCUAGUUAAGAACAGUUUAAGGUUAAGAACGGACCUCUGAAACGAAUUACGUUCAUAACUGUAAAGCCCUAAACUAUCUGGGACUCUUGAUACCUAGAACACCUUUCUAU